Momordica charantia (bitter melon) is the source of this 539-nucleotide messenger RNA. RefSeq lists its product as uncharacterized. The record is from RefSeq and is a predicted model, not a curated record. Lineage: Eukaryota; Viridiplantae; Streptophyta; Magnoliopsida; Cucurbitales; Cucurbitaceae.
GCAGUCUUCCCUUCCCAUCACAGACCUCCACCUAGUCGUCGUCUAUCAUUCGCCCCCAUCAGCGGCAGCUUUCGAAGCUUUCUCGCUCUUCACCGUCGGUUAUGCCUGAUACUCCAAAUUCCACGAUGACUGAAGAACCAUUUAGGCCUCGUGAGAAACUUAUUGAAAGACAAAAGUAUUUCCAGAGCAUCCACAAGCACACAUAUCUCAAAGGGCCAUUAGAUAAGGUCACCUCUGUUGCCAUUCCAAUUGCUUUUGCAGCCUCAUCAUUGUAUCUUAUAGGACGGGGAAUUUAUAACAUGUCGCACGGCAUUGGAAAGAAAGAAUGAGGCCACAGUGUCUCCACAUCUAAAUUUCAAAGAGUUUUAUACUCUGGACCCAUGUUAAUUUUGUUAUUGAAGUAAUCUUUGCUUAAUAAAUUGCUUAGUUGCGGACUCGGCUACCAAUUGAAUUGAUCAUCAUUCUCAAAUUCCAUCUGGUUUGUAAUGGAUUGGUUUGUCUCAGAUUAUUGUUCUUCUGAAAUUUUCUGGUUUGCAGUU